GACAUUUGGAACUUCUCCCGCUUCAAGGAUCUUCUAUAUCCCAAACGUCACGUGUAAAUUUCACGAACCUUGAUCAAAUCGCCCCAGGCGCCCUGUUUUCACCGUCGUCCGUAAUGUGCUAGCUUUGGCAUGGGAUAGAGUUUCAUAAAAUAAAUAUUUAGUAUCAAGGGUGGGGCUGGAAUAUCCAGAAUUUGUCGAGCAUAAAAAGUAGUAGCUGCUGAAAAGAUAGUUUGCUUCUCUUAUCCGUGAUCAUGGCUUCAAUGAAUGGUCCAACUGUAAUGGGGACAGAUGGAAGGGAUUUUCUUCACAGGGAACGUGUAGCAUCGCAGUACAAAGUCAGUGCCCAGACUAAAACAAGGCUGAAAUGCUGCCUGUUCUUUCAUCUCCUCCUGGCCAUUGUAAUGCUGCUGAAGCUUCUGCCAGACAUCCUGGACAAGCUGAACAUAUUUAUUUUAGAAGUUGAAGAACUAGAAAUGCCCCAGCCUGUGAAAUGGGAGUACCUCUGGACAUUUAGUAUCCUAUACUCAAUAUUCGCCCUCUCAGCAUGCAGGAAGAAUAGCUCUUUCCUUCUACAAGUCUACAUUGGCGGUGUGGUGGCGCUGGGCCUUGCUCCGGUGGUUUUCGCUUUCUUCUUCUACCUGCCCGAGGCCUACGAGUUUGUAUCGACCGGCUCUGCAGAGGGCCAGCGUGUCUGGCAGGGUUUCCCGUACUCGAUGGUGAACAUGGCCUUCCUGCUGGUGGCCCUGCAGGUGCACAUAUUCUCCCUGUUCUUCUCCAGCCGACUGCUGACAGCCUGGAAGGUGCGCGGAACCAAGAAGGCCCAGUAGAGUGGCGCAGCGGCGACCGGGUGGACGGAAAGACAGACGGUUGACUGGGGAGGAGGGAUAUGUGCGGGCAAUGCAGCCAGAGCGGUCGAUAAAGCGUUACGAUGGGUAUGGGCGAAUAGCGGUCGGUGUUGGUAAGGCCAGGAAGGACAGAUGAAGACGCAAAAUGUGAUACCAGAGGCAGAAUAUUUGUCAUACUAUCGACAGAUUUGUUAUGCGGGAGAUUAUGGGGCUUUGGUCAGUCUUCCUGUGUGAUGUGUGGGAUCCCGAGAGGUUUUCUACUAACAUGUGCUGCCAUUCCCGUGGGUGGUAUCGAGACCCGUUUUUUCCCGCCGCUUGUCCAUGUGCCAUGGGCUUUAAAAUGCACCCAAGAAGUAAUUUAACAGCUGCUGUUUUCUCAUGCAACCAUCGUUCGGUACAGCCCAUGCGUCCUCCGACCUGUACGAUGACAAGUUCAGCAUCGAACCAGAAUUGAAUGAAAACAUUUGCUGUUGGCUUUAUUGGACUUCAGACUCCCUGUGUGCAAAUACAAAACAGCCAUGUGA
Amphibalanus amphitrite is the source of this 1369-nucleotide messenger RNA. Its product is annotated as protein jagunal-like. The coding region runs from base 252 to 827 and encodes 191 amino acids. Gene Ontology annotation, cellular component: endoplasmic reticulum membrane. NCBI's taxonomy places the organism in Eukaryota, Metazoa, Arthropoda, Thecostraca, Balanomorpha, Balanidae. Gene Ontology annotation, biological process: vesicle-mediated transport; endoplasmic reticulum organization. The transcript has 5 exons. The record is from RefSeq and is a predicted model, not a curated record.